GGCAGUCGAGUUGCCCAUGGCUGCCUUUGAUGCAUCGACUGCUGCGUUGGUAGUGCUGCCGAGGCCAGUGGCCGCCGUCGAUGUAGCACCGGGAGUGCCAGAGGUAGUGGUGGUACCCGCAGGUGCAGCUGUGGACGUGGACGCCGGCGCAGAGGUUGCUGCUCCGCUGAACAGAGUAGACGGCGCAGUGGCAGAUGUCGUUGCUGGUGUGGUCGACGUGGCUGGCUUGGCGCCGAACAAACUUGGCGCGGCAGCCGUGCUGGUAGGAGCACUGGUAGCGGGUGCAGAUGAAGCUGCAGCCGCAGGCGUGGUAGCUGAGAACAGGGAGGGCUUUGAGGCUGGGGCAGAGCUACCGCUGGCCGGGGUGGAGCCCAGUGUAGGAAACAGAGUUGAGGAGGACGGGGCCGUGCUCGCCGCCGUGCUGGUGGCCGGCGCCAUCGUCGCAGCGGGCUUAGUACCAAAGAGGGGUGGUGUGCUUGUACUGGCUGUUGGCUCUGCAGGCUUGGCAGCCGAUGCGGUGCCGCCGAAGAGAUUUGAACUGGACGAAGUACCACCGGUGGAAGCUCCGAACAGGCUGCCGGCAGGCUUCUGAGCUGCUGCUGAGGCCGAUGCAGAAGCACCGCCAAAGAGGUUUGACGCCGAGCCGCCUGCGGCAGGCUGCGAGGAUGGGGUCGUGUUCGAUCCAGCACCAAAAAGACCGGUGCUCGGCUUGUCUGUCCCUCCGAACAGGGACUUGGAAGCAGGCGCCUGCGAAGUCUGACCGGGUGCUGGCGCU
Molecule: messenger RNA, 775 nt
Organism: Cryphonectria parasitica EP155
Lineage: Eukaryota; Fungi; Ascomycota; Sordariomycetes; Diaporthales; Cryphonectriaceae
Exons: 1
Coding region: 17-592 (191 amino acids)
Source: RefSeq, a predicted model, not a curated record